Messenger RNA from Cornus florida, 1797 nucleotides. Its product is annotated as cysteine proteinase mucunain-like. The coding region runs from base 62 to 1456 and encodes 464 amino acids. Gene Ontology annotation, cellular component: lysosome. Lineage: Eukaryota; Viridiplantae; Streptophyta; Magnoliopsida; Cornales; Cornaceae. The record is from RefSeq and is a predicted model, not a curated record. The transcript is spliced from 5 exons. Gene Ontology annotation, molecular function: cysteine-type endopeptidase activity.
CACCUCCUCUCCACUUUUUCACAAUCCCAAUCUCUCACCAUUUCCAAUUUUUCUCAUCGAUAUGGGUUCGUAUCGAUCUCUUGUAUCCAUGGUGGUCCUUCUCUUCAUGUUCUUAGCCUUCUCGUCGGCGUUAGACAUGUCGAUCAUCAGCUACGACUCAAAGCACAGCGACAAAGCCAGUUGGAGGACCGACGACGAAGUGAUGACCAUGUACGAGUCCUGGCUCGUCAAGCACGCCAAGGUUUACAACGCCUUGGGUGAGAAAGAGAAGAGGUUUCAGAUCUUCAAGGACAACCUCCGCUUCAUCGACGACCACAACGCCGCCGAGGACCGGACCUACAAGCUCGGUCUGAACCGUUUCGCCGAUCUGACCAACGAGGAGUACCGGUCCAUGUACUUGGGGGCCAAGCGGAGGGUGUCGGCUCCCAAGACGAGCGACCGAUAUGUUCCAUUCGUCGGCGAAAGCUUGCCGGACUCCGUCGAUUGGAGGGAAAAAGGGGCCGUCGUUGGAGUCAAAGACCAAGGACAGUGUGGGAGUUGCUGGGCGUUCUCAACUAUUGCUGCCGUUGAGGGGAUAAACAAGAUAGUGACCGGAGAUUUGAUGUCGUUGUCGGAGCAAGAGUUGGUGGAUUGUGAUACAUCCUACAAUGAAGGAUGCAAUGGGGGUCUCAUGGACUAUGCUUUUGAGUUCAUCAUCAACAAUGGUGGAAUUGAUACUGAAGAUGAUUACCCCUAUAAAGCUAGAGAUUCCAUAUGCGACCAGUAUAGGAAAAAUGCCAAGGUUGUUACCAUUGAUGGUUAUGAAGAUGUUCCUCCAAAUGACGAGAAGGCAUUGCAGAAGGCAGUGGCAAGUCAACCCGUGAGUGUUGCUAUUGAAGGCGGUGGCCGGGAAUUCCAAUUAUAUAUCUCGGGUGUAUUCACGGGAAAAUGUGGGACACAACUUGACCAUGGUGUCGCAGCAGUUGGAUAUGGCACAGAAAAUGGUGUGGACUACUGGAUUGUGAGGAACUCUUGGGGCGCAAGCUGGGGUGAGAAUGGCUACAUAAGGAUGGAGCGUAAUACGGCUACUGCACUAACAGGCAAAUGUGGAAUCGCGAUGGAGCCCUCUUACCCCAUCAAGAAGGGCCAAAAUCCCCCCAACCCCGGCCCAUCCCCUCCAUCUCCAAUUAAGCCUCCCAAUAUGUGCGACGAAUACUAUGAAUGUGCUGAAAGCAGCACUUGCUGCUGUGUCUUUGAAUUCGGCAAGUAUUGCUUCCAGUGGGGAUGCUGCCCACUCCAGGGUGCCACCUGCUGUGAUGACCAUGCCAGUUGCUGCCCUCAUGAAUACCCUGUAUGCAAUGUUGGCUCCGGGACCUGCCUGAUGAGCAAGGACAAUCCAUUGGGAGUGAAGGCGUUGAAGCGCGUUCCCGCUAAACCUCAUUGGCCAUUCGGGAGUGGAAAGAGCAGCAGUGCUUGACUGCGUUGGGAGUAGAAGAUGGUUGAAAGACUUGAAGGAUGAUUGAUGAUCUCCUUAGUAUUAUUAUUAUACUGCAAAUCUCAUUUCCACCAUUAUAGAUGACAAAUAGAUGGAUGGUCUAGUGAUCAUGAUUCAGAUGCUGAUAUGUAUAUAAUGCUUUAUAAUUUCUGCGUUGAAUAUUUAUCAACAAAAAAAUUGUUGUCAAUUUCCAUUUUACUCAAAUUAUGUAUAUAAUGAUGCUUCAUGUUCCAGCUAUCUUUUGUAAGCCUUCCAUGAAUUGCUUCUCAUCAAAAUGUUGACUUUAGUGCAUUUGAUGAUAAUAACAUUUCAUUUUCUUUUCA